Molecule: messenger RNA, 6827 nt
Organism: Diprion similis
Lineage: Eukaryota; Metazoa; Arthropoda; Insecta; Hymenoptera; Diprionidae
Gene: Root
Product: rootletin
Exons: 28
Coding region: 11-6346 (2111 amino acids)
Source: RefSeq, a predicted model, not a curated record
AUCACGAAUCAUGCUCGAUCUAAUCCAGGCAAGAUGCAGAGCUCCACUCUGCUGGCCAUCUUCCGAUCCGUCGCUCUUUCUCCCCAACCUUCCCGAUGUCGAGGGGGACGCCCCCCGGUAUCAGCCACCCCCGGAGGGCCGACGGGGCGGUGAAAGGCGGAUAGGCACCGUGACACGCGAUCACGGUGGCCAGGAUGGAGGUAGAAGCAAGCCGACGACGAGCAACGUUAGUGAAAGCUCACCGUCCGUCCCGAGCGCACCGGAUCCUGGGAUCUCCAUCUGCAGGGCCUCAUCUCACCCUCCGACAUCUCUGUCGCCGCCACCCGAGUUCAGAGACCCUUCGGCCCCUCGUAUUCGGCAUUUUAUCUCGACCCUCGCCGAGGAACCGGAAGCCUCGAAGAUGCCGCGGGUGCCAGCCAAAAGCGCCUCUCACCUGACGCCCCGAGGGCAGAUGGAGAGACGACGACCCCCGUUUCUCAGAGGAAGUGUGAAAUCUAGAGAGUCGGACAGAGGAACUGGGGGCAGUGGAAGAAUGGAAUCUGGACGCAGUGCAAUUUUGGGAAGUGGCGGUGGGGACGGAGGCAGUGACGAUGAUAUGGCGCCCGAUGCUUUGGUCCGGCAAAAUUUCGAGCUGCGCCAUCGUCUGGAGGAGGAAGCAGCCAGCUACAAGAGGCGGCUCGACACCUACAGACAGGCGCAGCAGCAUCAGGCCACCCUGGUUUCCCGCCUGCAGGCUAAGGUGCUGCAGUACAAGCAGCGAUGCUCGGACUUGGAGAACCAGAUGAUGGAGUCACUGCCAACGGACGCUGGCAGGGGACCAUCUUCAUCCGUGCCCAGUGGAUCAGCUCUUGAUGCCGCACAUCAGACGCUGCGAGAAUUGCGGGAAGAGCAGAUCCACGACUUGGAAACUGCGCUAAAAAAGCUUGCGGAGGAACGCAGAAGAUGUGAGAAAAUCCUGCAGGUCAACGCCUCCUUGAAAGACCAACUGGAGGACGCUCACCAGGCCAACGAAGCUUUGACGUCGGAUCUUCAGAAGUUGAGCAACGAUUGGGACGCCCUGCGAGAGGAGAUGACGGUGAAAGAGGACGAGUGGAAGGAGGAGGAGCAGGCCUUCAACGACUACUAUACCUCUGAGCAUAACAGGCUACUAAAUCUAUGGCGUGACGUAGUCUCUGUUAAGAGAUUAUUCUCGGAGGUGAAGUCCGCGACGAAAAGAGACCUUUCCAAACUCCAAAACGAAAUCUCUAUCACUUCGAGGGAAAUGGCAACUGCUUGCGGCAGCACUAAUUUCGCACUUAAAAUGCAAGCCACCAAUGCACAGUCAUCGGUCUCUCAGCAGUUCCAACAAGCUCAAGAAGCUUGUGACAUGAAAUCUGAAAUAAUAGCUUUGAAGCAGCAGUUCGACGUGGCUCAGAACGAGAUUCGGAUGAAGGAAGACCGGAUUAAUCAAUUGAUACGUGAGGUCCAUACCCUGGAGGAAAGAUGCGGGGAAGCAGAAGCGGGGAUGGGCCAAGUCGUCCGCAUCCAGGAAGACGUCGAACUUCUACAAUCAGCCUUACGUGACAUUGCCCACGCCGUAAUCCAAGAUGCCGAAUCCCGAGACGUCGAAAACACUCAGGCUCCACCACACGUUCAUCUUUCGCCGACAGGAGCUGUCCCUCAACGAUCCCCGAAGAGGGGAACGAGAAGCAACACGACGCCAGCUUUUGCAGAAAGUACGAUAAGCGCUGUCCAAGCGGCGUUGCACAAGUACCAGCUCAUGAUACACGAGCUUCAGGUGAAACUUCAAACGAACAAGGAGCAGUUAACGAUCGCUCGAAAGCAGUGCGAAUCGGCUGAAGAAUGUAGCCAGGCUCUGGAAGAAAAGGUUUCCGAAUUAACAUCGCAGUUGGACGCUGCGAGAUCUCAUUGCACUCAACUUACACAGGAGAAAGAUCUUAUUCAGAAGAAUCUCGAUGCUGUAAGAGCGGAGAAGAAUUCGCUUGAUAAAAACAGAGUGGAAAUCAACGCUAUGGUCGAAGCUCUCAAUGCGGAUUACGACAAACUCCAGAAAACGAACAACAGGUUACAAAAAUUGGCUGACAAUCUUGAGGACGAAAAAAUUUAUCUGCAAACUGAACUCGAUCGAGUCAACAAGGACUCGGAAUUGAGAGAAAUAAGUCUUCGGUCGGAAGAAGAUCGGUCCAGUAGAAUGCGAGAAGAACUUUUGACUUUGAGGGAAGAGCUGAACAAGACUUACCUCGCUAAGGACAUGUUAGAACAACAGAAAAUGGAGUCUGACGGUCUCAUAUCACAAAUUGAAAAGAGUAAAGGCGAUCUUGAGCUGGAACUGGAACGCAUCCUGUUGGAAAAAUCUGACAUUCAGGAAGCCUUGGCAAAACUUGAGGCCAUGUGCGCAAACGGUGAGCAGGAUAAGAAGAGGCUACAGGAUGAACUGAAGAAGAUGCAAGAUGAGAAGAGUAAACUCGGAAGUCAAUGUACAGAUCAGCAAGGCGACCUGGGAUCCUUGAGGAAGGAAUUGCUGCAGGCGGAACAGGCCCGCCUUGAUUUGGAGUCCGACAAGGUUACACUGAACGAAAAAGUCAAAUUCCUCGAGAUCGAGAAAGAGAAGGUUGAGAUGGAGCUUGGUCAAGUGUCGCGAGAACGUGGCGAUCUCAGCAAUCAGUUGUCCGUUCUAGCCAGGAAGAAAGAGGCACUGAACGAGGAGCUGAUGAGGCUCAGACAGCGUUUGGAACAAGCCAAUGAAAUGAACGCGAGGAUCAAUAGGAACCUGGAAGACCUCGUUAAGGACAAUGAAGAGAAACAAGUCCUGCUGGAAACCACCGACAAAGAACUCCAGCGCGUUCAGGAGCAGCUAGCUUCCCUUCGUAGCGAGAAAGAAGCAUUGGAAGGCGUUCUGUUCGACACUCAAACGAACCUUGAAGCAACGCAUGCGAAAAAAACACAGCUAGAAAAAGAGCAGCAAGAGCUAUUGGUGAGGCAGGAAAGUCUCAAGGGUCAGGUCAUCAGGCUUACGAAGGAUUUGGAGAACAGCGAGAGGCGAGCUCAGGAUAUAAAACAGACGCUGACACAGCAGAGCGGAAACCAGGAGGCGGAGUUCCAGCAGAUUAUUGCAAACAUGAAGAAACAGAAUGACGACAACGUUAAGAAACUGAACGAAGAAAAGGAACAAAUAAGAACCUCCUUGGAAAAGCGUCUGCAACAGUCAGUCUCGCAGCUGGGCGGUGAAAAGGAUGACGAAAUAGCACAGCUUCAGCAGAGAAUCGAAGAUCUUCAACAACACAUUGAAAAUCUGUGCCAGCAGCACGAAGAGGUCCUUCUGAGAGCAGAAAAUGACAAGCAACAAUCUCUGCUGAUAGCUCAUCACGAUCAGCAAGCGCUGAUGGAAAAACUUGAAGGCGUGUACCGAGAACUUGAGGAGGAGAGAGGAAACUUGGAUCGCUUACGCAGAGAGGCAGGUACUCGUGCGGAUCAAGAUCGCAAUAAUAUCAAUCAGCUUCGUGACGAGGUAGCUCGACUGCGAACUCGAUACGACGAAACCAAACUUAAAGCGGAGGAGGAAAAAAUGCGGCUUGAUCUGAAAAUCGAGGAACUAUGGAAGGAGAAGGAAAGCUCUCAACGAGAGACCGAAGAACUCCAGGUACAGUUGCACAUGGCCGAAGACAAGGUCGAUGGCUUACAAAAUCAACUGCAGGAGACAAGUAGAAAACUGAAAGAAGCCGAAAAUUCAAUCGAAAUGUUGCGAAAAGAGCUAGUCGACGUUCGCAGACAAUUGACAGACACGAACUAUGAGAAGGAAAAGUACAACAGUAGUAAUAAGGAACUGCGGGAAUACGUGAAACGCACGGAGGGUGAAAAACGAGAGCAGGGUCGAGCUCUGGAGGAAGCUUAUCAAAAGAUUGCAGGCUUGGAAGACCUUAAGACUACAAUCGACAACGAAAGAUCACGACUCCAGUCUCAGCUUAGAGACAUGGAACGAGACGCUAUGCAGCUGCAACAGCAACUCCGAGCUACUCAGGACGAGCUGCAAAAAUCCCAGGCUGCAAAUGCUCAGGGACAAAACGAAGAGAGAGAAUUGCAGGCGAGAUUAGCUAACGAGACCGAAGAGAGGGAACGUCUCCAACUGCAACUACAUCAACUGAAGAAACAGGUAAUCGACCUGGACAACAGCUUGGAGGUGACUCGCCAAGAACUUGGAAGACUUCGUUCCCGAGGAGACGAAGAAGAUGAAAGAUGGCGUGCUAGAGAACAAGAGCUCCUGGUCCGACUGGAAGACAGUCGAUGCCGUGAACGAAAACUGGAGGAUCAGAAGCACAACUUGGAAGUCUGCUUGGCUGAUGCUUCGCAACAACUCCAGGAACUCAAGGCACGGCUUGGCGGCUCUGAGGGAAGGGUCCGAGCUCUGGAUGCUCAAUUAUCCCAAUUGGAGACUGCCAAGAAAGAAGUUGAGCAAAAGUUGAGCAGCGUCGGAUCGACUCUUCGUCGUAUUGCUGGUAUUCAACUCGAUGGCAGUGUCAAUAUGCCUUUCAAAUUAAUGAGCCCCUCGCGAAGAUGGAGCCCCGCGCGUGCAAGCCACGCCGAUCACGGAGACGGUGGACGAGACGUCAUACUUGAUGUUGAUCCGGAGGCUGUGAGAAAGGGGGUUCGAUCACUCAUGCAGCAAGUGGCUCAAAUUGAACGAGAGCGAGACGAUUGCAGAAUUGAAAUCAGCAGUAUCAGGAAGCAGCUGACAGAGGCGCAGGAGAACCAGUCGAAGGGCGAUUCGAAGCUAAAUAAUUUACUGAGCAGCCUGCGAUCCUUACAGGAUGAAAAAAGUACAAUUGAGGCAAAAUUGUCCCAGAGACAGGCCGCCUUCCAAGCGCAGUCGGAAGCCUUGAAGCAAAGAACCGAGGAGAACGAACAAAUGCGGGAAAAAAUGACCACCCUUGAAUUAACCAUCAGUAGCGAGUCUGAAGGGAAGAGUCAGUACGAGGAAAAACUUGAAAAAAUGCGACAAGCACUUGCGAAAUUGGAAAAUGAAAAACGUGGCCUCCAAGACGAAUUGGGAAGAAACGAAUCCCGCUCGACGAAGCUAGAGCUACAACGCAUGUCACUGGAGGGCGACUUGCAACGUCUGCAAAUGAUACUACAGGAAAAAGAAGGAAAUAUUCAGAAAUUGCAAGACAGAGUUGAAACGCAAAACCGAACGAUGGCUAGCCUUGAAGAAAGAUGUGCCUCGUUGAAAACAACGAUCGAACAAUUGAAUUUGGCUUUGGAGCGAGCAUCAUCCGGGGAGAGUGAAUUGAGGAAUGAGAUUAACGCUCUGCAACGAAGUCUCAUGGAAAGUAACGCGUCGUCUCAAAGCCAGAACGAAAAACUGAAACAGCUGCAGAAACAACUAUCGAACAGCGAGAACGAGCGCCGCAUAUUGUCAGAGAGGCUGGACUCCACGCAGCAAGCGAUGGCUGAGCUCAGACGCACAAAUCAAACUUUAGCCGACCAGACAACUAGACUUCAGAACGAAUUGGCCAAUAACGAAGUACAACGAUCCGGCCUCGAAUCUCAACUAAGAUUGGCCAGCUGGCCUCCAGAAAACUCAUCGAACAAAGACGAAGAACUCGUACGGCAACUCCAUAAUGCGCAGCGAGAAAGAAGUGAACUUAAAGGAAAGGUCGAUGCUUUGAACGAUAAAGUAAAAGCUCUUGAAGCAGACAAGCGCAACAUGGAACGACAGCUUUCGUCAUCUCGAGCGAGCAACAUCCGUAGCAAGAGUUACGAACGACCCGAAAAGGCCCAGAUGGAAUUGAUGGGUUCUAAUAUAAGCGUGGAAAAUCUGGAACAAGAGAAUAGAGAUAUGAGAUUGAGGAUUCGCAGAUUGGAGACGAAUCUGGCAGAAAAGGAAGCGGAACUUAUUCGCUUGAGAACGUCACAUUCGCACUCUCAUUCUCAUUCGACGUCAGAUCUGAGCAGGGAUAGAAGCGGAGAGAUGGAAAGAUUACGAGCAGCACAAUUGCAGGCAGAAAAACUACUGGAGGCCAGAGAGCAGAGCCAUCGUCAACAAGUGCUGCGACUUGAAAACCAGAUUCAACUGCUGAGAGAACAACUAAAUCAGGAAAUCAAACGCCGUCAGCUUUACGUGCUGCGAAGCUCUCGCGCAGGGCGAGAAAUGCAACAGCUUCGACAGGCUCUGGGGGAUUCCUUGAGGACGGUGUCGCAGGAUCCAUCCUUAGACGCAGUGCUGCUGGAACACGAAGCCAGGAAAUUGGACUCUACCCUUUCUAGCACCGCGAGUUUGCCGCCAUCCUUGGCUUUGCCUCCGCCAUCUUCGUACGACAGAAGAUCUCCGACGCCGACGCGGCUGAAAUAAACCUGAAACUAAUUACUAGAGGAUGAAUUCAAGCAGAAGGAAGAAAAAAUGAUAAUAUUUGUUCAAUCAGUGUGUAAAGAAAAUUCGGUGGCUUUGCCGAAAUGCGUUGAUCGAGAGGGCAUUGCACAAUAUUUAAUCAUAUUGUAUAGCGGUACGUGUAUUCUUCGUUUUGGGAACUGCUAUGAGGCAUUCUAUGAUAGUUGAGGAUACAUUUAGAAGUUGUUCUCUCUCGAUGCUCGGUAGGCAUUGCCAAAGACCGAAGAAAGUUAGUCGAUCUGAACCGGAAGGGACGGAUGUAGAUAUAUUAUUACGUAGAUGAUCAUUCAAGUUUCGUUAUUAUUGCUAUAAAUUAUAUAACUACAUUGAUUGAUUUGUGUUUCGUUGUGUAACUGUGCGUCAGUCGAUGUUUUCUAUUGUUCGUAAAUCACGCCUGAAAUUUCGUCAUGCAUACGUUAUAUACAUAUAUUAUAUCAUAAAUUUG